AUGGGUAAACGUGGUGGUAGAAAGGGUGGUCGCGGCGGCGGUGGUGGGCGCGGGCAGCGCCAAAAUUAUGCGGACAUCCCCAAAACGAAUGAGAAGCUUGAGCGCUUUUAUACGGAGCAGGGCUUCAUCCCGGAGGAGGAGAGAGAAGCUUUCUGGGAGACGCUUCGGAGAGAUCUUCCUAACAGCUUCCGAUUCACUGGUUCCAAAGGACAUGCUCUUGCUGUUCAGGAAAAGCUCAAAGACCGCUAUAUUCCCGAAAUCACCUCGAUCAAGUAUGAGGGCAACUUUGUUGAGCCACCUCGCCCUGUUCCCUGGUAUCCGGACCAGCUCGCAUGGUGGAUGACGACUCCCAAAAAUGUUGUUCGCCGAUUCAAACCAUUUGCGUCGUUUCAGAAGUUUCUUGUCGCCGAGACGGAUGUCGGUAACAUCACCCGGCAGGAGGUUGUGAGCAUGAUUCCUCCAUUGCUCAUCGAUGUCAGGCCUGGUAUGACAGUGCUGGACAUGUGCGCUGCACCAGGAAGCAAGUCUGCGCAAUUGAUGGAACUCCUCCAUGCGGGAGAAGAAGAGGCGAUGGAGCAGGUCACUAAGCAGGUGAAGGAUGGAACUGCGGGCCCGGAGCCUAUUGGGCCAGAAGGCCUCAGUGAUGACGGCAGGACAACGGGUCUUCUCAUCGCCAACGAUUCCGACUUCAAGCGCGCGCACAUGCUUGUCCAUCAGAUGAAGCGACUGAGCUCGCCGAACUUGAUCGUCACAAACCAUGAUGCCACUAUGUACCCCUCAAUCAGGCUGCCGCCGCGCCUCGAUGCAGAGGGCAAGGUCCACAAGAACAGAUACCUGAAGUUCGAUCGUAUUCUCGCCGAUGUUCCCUGCACUGGCGAUGGAACUGCUAGAAAGAACAUUAGCGUCUGGAGAGAAUGGGGCCCAGCCAAUGCUUUGGGACUGUAUGCUACGCAGGUCAGAAUUCUCGUCCGCGCCCUGCAGAUGCUGAAGGUUGGUGGACGCGUUGUCUACUCUACUUGCAGUAUGAAUCCGGUGGAGAACGAGGCCGUCGUCGCUAGUGCGAUCGCCCGGUGUGGCGGAGCGGCCAAUGUGGAGAUCCUUGACUGCAGCAAGGAAUUGCCCGGCCUGAAGAGAGCCGCUGGUGUGCGUUCGUGGAAGGUCAUGGAUCGCGAAGGCCGGAUGUACAACAACUGGAAGGAGGUUGAAGAGCAGAGGGAGCGCGAAGGCAUCAACGGCCUGGGCCGGAUUGCCGAAGGCAUGUUCCCUCCUACAGGAGAGAAUGCAGAUCUGCCUCUUGACAGAUGCAUCCGUAUCUACCCCCAUCUGCAGGAUACUGGUGGUUUCUUCAUCACUGUCCUCGAGAAGAAGUCCGAGAUUCGCGCCAAGCCAGAGGAUUCCUCCAAGGUCAUCCCCAAGGCCACCGUCGCAGCCUUGGCAGAAGAGCUCGAUUACAGACAGAAGCAUGGCAAUGGGCAGCCUUUGCAGAAGAUCGAAGCGCUAGACGACUUGGUGGUCCCGGGUCCAGAAGUAGAGGAGGAACUUUCGAAGAAUGCCUCCGUUGCUGAAGCCACCCACCAGCUCCCCUACUCUGCUACCAACCAAGUCUCCCCUGCUAAGAGAGACGCAGAGUCCAUGGAAGAUGAGCUUCCGGCCAAGAAGGCCAAGUUGGAGGAUGAUACCGAAGUUGUGCUCGGUGAUCGACCGAUCCAUCGCCCUGCGCCUGAGGUUGAGGAUGUGGAAGUCUCCGAUGUCACCCCGACUCCCCUUCCUACGGAAACUGCUCAACCCGCUGUCUCGACCGAGGCACGGCCUGAGCGCCCCCAGAAGCGGAAGCCUGGUCAGCCCAUUGAGGAGCCAUUCAAGUAUUUAGAUCCCAAGUAUGAGGAACUCGACCCAAUUUUCAACUUCUUUGAGAUCUCCGAGCGCUUCCCACGGGAUCGCUUUAUGGUCCGUAAUGCGCAGGCCGUUCCCACACGAACCAUCUAUUACACCAGUGCUCUGGCCCGCGACAUACUGGUGGCGAACGAGGGUCAUGGCAUGAAGUUCGUGCACUGCGGUGUGAAGAUGUUUGUGAAGCAGGAUGCACAGCGUCCCAACGUUUGCCGCUGGCGUAUCCAGACGGACGGUCUGAGAAUCCUUGAGCCCUGGGUUGGGCCUGGCCGCGCUGUCGUCCUGACGAAGAAGGACACCUUGCGCAAGCUUCUCGUGGAGAUGUUCCCCAAGGUCACUGAUGGCGGCUGGAAGGAUCUUGGCGAGAUUGGCGAACGUGUGCGAGACAUCGAGAUGGGAUGUUGCAUCCUGUACAUCGAGCCCGAGGAGAAGUUCAGCGAGCGUAUGGUCCUCCCGCUUUGGAGGUCGCUGCAUUCCGUCAACCUGAUGCUUCCCAAAGAAGACCGCCGCGCCAUGCUUCUGCGGAUCUUCAAUGACGAGCCCGAACUACUUAACAUCACCCAAAACCAGCAGCAGGAGGGUACACCCCAAACAUCGACACCGGUGACACCUGCCGCUGAGGCGACCGGAGAAGGCAUGUCCGCCACGGCACCCAGCGAGGCAGAGGAGAAGGCGCUGAUGCAAGAGAAUCUCGUCUUGGGCGAGGACCAGCAGGAGCAGGUGGAUCAGCGGGAGACAUGGACCAAGGCUGGUGACGAAGAGGACCGGUUCAACACCACUGUAUAA
Molecule: messenger RNA, 2676 nt
Organism: Aspergillus clavatus NRRL 1
Lineage: Eukaryota; Fungi; Ascomycota; Eurotiomycetes; Eurotiales; Aspergillaceae
Product: tRNA (cytosine-C5-)-methyltransferase
Exons: 4
Coding region: 1-2676 (891 amino acids)
Biological process (GO): tRNA methylation
Cellular component (GO): nucleus; cytoplasm
Molecular function (GO): tRNA (cytidine-N5)-methyltransferase activity; tRNA binding
Source: RefSeq, a predicted model, not a curated record